Messenger RNA from Stegodyphus dumicola, 1793 nucleotides. RefSeq names its product Synthesis of cytochrome c oxidase (gene Scox). Gene Ontology annotation, biological process: intracellular copper ion homeostasis; mitochondrial respiratory chain complex IV assembly. The record is from RefSeq and is a predicted model, not a curated record. Gene Ontology annotation, molecular function: copper chaperone activity; copper ion binding. Gene Ontology annotation, cellular component: mitochondrial inner membrane. NCBI's taxonomy places the organism in Eukaryota, Metazoa, Arthropoda, Arachnida, Araneae, Eresidae.
AAACAAUAUGGCUGCUUACACGAGUGUUAUGCAAGCGUCAACUUGAAGUUGAAAUCCGUUCUUAGUAUUAUUCAUGAAAAGUAACAGCGAUUAAUCGGGCUAAAAAAAAAAAAAAAAGUAUUCUAACAAGAUUAGUAUUUGGGAAUUUUAAUACUCUAAUUACGGAAAAUAUUUUUGCCAUAAUUUAGCAGGUUUGGUUGCUUUUCAAUUUUGUAUAACGAUGUUUGUGUUGUGCUUUGCUGAAAUGCCUAGUAAAUUUCUACAAAAAUAUGCGAUCCAAAGACAAAUUUUACCAUGUAUCAGAAAAAUGGCGAGUUUUAACCCUUCGCAUGCAAAAAAUAAAUCAUUUUAUUGCUUUCAGUUGAUGAAUAGAAAUUUAAAGACGGAUUUUAACAGUAAUUUCAGAAUGAAUUUAGAAUAUUUUAGGAAUAUGAGCAGUGUUGAUGAUAUACCAAAAAAGAAGGACUAUGGUAAAGGAAAAGGACCUAUUUCAUGGAAAACACUUUUUGUGACAUUUGGAAUUGGUGGAAUUUUCCUCACAGGAAUGCUGUAUGUUAAAAAAGAAAAACAACUUGCUUUAGAGAAAGAAAGACGACGAGAAAUAGGCAAAGCAGCAAUUGGUGGGAGAUUUGACAUGGUUGAUCAUACUGGGAAACCUGUCAAGAGUGAAGAUUUUUUUGGGAAUUGGCUACUGAUAUAUUUUGGAUUCACGCAUUGUCCUGACGUAUGUCCUGAUGAAAUUGAAAAGAUGGUUGAAGUUGUUGAAGAUCUUGAAAAAUCAAAAGAUUUACCUAAACUUAUACCUUUAUUUAUUUCAGUAGAUCCAGAAAGAGAUACUGUUGAAGCUGUGGCUAAAUAUAUCAAAGAAUUUUCACCUAAGAUUGUUGGACUUACGGGAACUAAAGACCAGGUUCACAAAGUAACUAAAGCUUAUAGAGUUUAUUACAGUGCCGGUCCAAAAGAUGUAGAUGAUGAUUAUAUUGUUGAUCAUACAAUUAUACAUUAUCUAGUAGAUCCCGAAGGGGAGUUUGUGGAUUACUACGGGCAAACAAAAACAGCAGAACAAGUUGCAAAUGCUAUAAGUAUGCAGAUGCUAAAAUAUAAGAAAGCAAAAGAUGGUAGUUGGUUUUGAAGAUAUAAUUAAACUUAUAUAACUUUUAAUACCUUAAAGUAUUAAAAAGUUUCACAUGAUUUAAUCUGCUAACUUAUUUUGUGUUUCAAUUAUAUUCAAAAUAUAAAUAUUUAAAAAGAGUGCAAUUAUUUUUCAGAAUAUCUAUUGACAUUAAUUGCUUCCUUCUUAGCUUCAUUUUCUGCAUGUUUUAUACCAUCAUUGUAUGUACAUGGUGAGUAAGAAAAUUGGUAUAUGCAGCAAUUGUUUUGUAAUACUAUGUUUCAUAAGAAAGUUAUAUCCCCCCCCAAAAAAAAUCAGUGGUUAGUUGCAUUUGGAUAUAUUUUGGAAUCUGAAUUAAUAAUUCUGGUAAUAAAACAAUAAACUAUUAUAUGCUGAACCUCAAAUUAAUGAAGUCAUAUAUUUAGUUUAUAAUAGUAAAUGAGUAUUUUUAGCAAGGUAGCCAUAUUAUCUAAUAUUGAACUGCUUAAAAAGGGGCCAGUUUAAGAGCCACAGAGUUUGUAUCAUUGUUCAGUUCAGUACAUUUGUCUGUAUUCAUCUAGCUUGCAUGAAUAUAAAGAGUUUGCUUCUCUACAGAAUUGUAUUAUUAUCUUUUCUAACUCCAAAACAGUUAUUGUUACCAAUAUAACAACAAAAAUAAAUAAAUGAAUACAUCAGAACCUCA